Messenger RNA from Lolium perenne, 1505 nucleotides. Its product is annotated as gibberellin 2-beta-dioxygenase 3-like. NCBI's taxonomy places the organism in Eukaryota, Viridiplantae, Streptophyta, Magnoliopsida, Poales, Poaceae. The record is from RefSeq and is a predicted model, not a curated record.
UGGAUCUUCCGACCCGACCUCCAACGGCGAGGAUUAACCUGCACCGCUCAUUGUAGUGCGAGGAAUAUUCAGAUUGCACUUGUACACCCAUGAUGCGGCUCGCCUGUAUGUAGAGCGAGACGUCGAUCCGCUCGUAUCACUCAACUCGAAAGCUCUCAAACUUUGCUCUGUUUUUCUCUCUGCUUCCUUGAACCCGAUCGAGCUAGAAGAAACCAGCCGGACAUGGUGGUCCUCGCCAAGGCCGAGCUCGAGCAGAUUGCCCUCCCGGCGGCGCAGCCGCCGCUGGCUGAUGUCCGGGCCGUGGACCUGUCCGCCGCGCCGGGACCCGAUCGUGCCGCCGCGGCGCGCACGCUGGUUGCUGCAUGCGAGGAGCAGGGCUUCUUCAGGGUGACGGGCCACGGCGUGCCGCAGGAGCUGGUGCGCGCCGUGGAGGUGGCCGCGGCGGGGUUCUUCGCCCUGCCGCAGGCCGAGAAGGAGGGUGCCACGGGGGAGCCGGUCGGGUACGGCUGCAAGCAGAUCGGCGACGGCGGCGACCUCGGGUGGAUCGAGUACCUGCUCCUCUGCCUCACCUCUGCCGGGACCGUGCCGGCCGCUUCGUUCCCUUUCUCGACAUUGCCGUGCGCGGCUGCGGCGGCCGCCGCCGCGUCGUUGUCCGAGCCCUGUAGCCCCCUACGGGAGCUGCUGGAGGAGUACGCGGCGGCGGUGCGGCGGGUGGCGUGCGGGCUGCUGGAGCUGAUGGCGGAGGGGCUCGGGAUUGAGCCGGCGGACGCGAUCUCCCGGCUGGUGGCGGACCCGGAGAGCGACAACAUGCUCCGGGUGAACCACUACCCGCCGGCCCCGCGGCCGGAGCAGCAGGCGGGGAGGCUGCUGACGGGGUUCGGCGAGCACACGGACCCGCAAAUCAUCUCCGUGCUCCGCUCCAACGGCACCACCGGGCUCGAGAUCGCGGGGCGCGACGGCGCUUGGGCCUCCGUGCCGCCCGACGCCGACUCCUUCUUCAUCAACGUCGGCGACGCCCUCCAGGUGUUGACGAACGGGAGGUUCAGGAGCGUGAAGCACAGAGUGGUGGUGAGCAGCGAGAGGUCCAGGGUGUCCAUGAUCUUCUUGGGCGGCCCGCCGCCCGGCGCAAGGCUGGCGCCGCUGCCGCAGCUGCUGGGGGACGGCGGCGGCCGGAGCCGGUACAGGGAGUUCACAGGGGCAGGCUCGUCGACGACCGCCUCCGCCCCUUCGAGAACUAGCCGCCUCUACCGGCCAGUCUGACGUGCUAGCUACCUUUGCGUGUGCCGCGGCCGGUGUGCGUGCGUUCUUCCGCAGGUUGCAGCUCGUUAGUAAUUUGUGAUUAUGUGGUGUUGUCGUGUUAAUAAGGUGCCUAGCUAGGCCUAGUAUACGUGUGUGUGAGAUCCAUAUAGCAAGGAGUACACAGUACUGUGGUUUGUGUCGUGUGCUUGAUUGUUAACCGUGCAUGAAUGCCUCCAUAAUUUACGCGAACAAUUUCUGAAUUUUCA